UUUAUUUCUUCAGUGUCGGCAUUCGGUUCGAUGCCUUUAACAACUACUGCUAUUCCUUUGCUACUUUUGAGCUGUUUGUAUCUUCGUUUCCUCAAUUGCACCUUUUUUUAGGAGGAGUAACAUAGAAAGACUUGGAGUCAAUUAAUUUAGAAAGAUUGGUUACAAGAACACUUGAACACUUUUCACGUCAGUAAAUUGUCAUAAUUUUCAAAGUCAAUUUUAAAUUUGACUUAUUAGUCAUUUUUUGUGGGCUCAAUUUUCUUUUAAUAUUAACACAGUUCCAUAAUAUUUCACACAGUUUCGUAGUGAACAUUUUGAACAAUUCUUAAAACAACUUCGUUGAACAUCUUUAUUCCAGCCCUUACUAUCCAAUGUCGAAUGGUCAAGCUCAAAGGUUUGUAGACACUUCCAAACGAUUUUUAAAAAAAUUAGAAGGAGAGGGGACGAUUACACAAAAUUUAUGCACAUUUCUUCAGACAUAUCGUUCAAUACCGAAUGUAAACUCACCAGAGAAACGAUCUCCAGCAGAAGUCAUGUUUGGAAGGAAAAUGAGAAUAGAUUUAGAUUUGCUGCAGCCAAACAAGCUACACAAUGCAAAGUUAAGUCCAAAUAAAUUCAAAAUGGAAAAGCAAUUUAACAAAAGGCACGGUGCUAAGGAAACAAAAUACUUUAUAUUAGAUAAAAUAUACGUCAGUAUUCCAAAUGGAGUUAACCAUUUCAAAUGGAUGCUUGGGGAAGUCAUUGAGAAAAAAGGAAAAGUAAUGUACAAUGUUGCUCUGAACAAUGGAAAAGUAAUUCGUGUUCAUUGUUAUCAAUUACGAAAGCGCUACCACGACCAAAAUAAUAACCACAGAUUUUGGGAAGCUGCACUAGAUGUGUAUGACUUACCGCAACAAUCAGAUCAGUCUACAAAAGUACUCAACAAUCAGACACUGCCUAAGAUUCCACCACUAUCGGCAUCGCCAACCGAGUUAUCCAUAAUGUCUACAACAAUUACAACGGCUACAUCACCUGUUCUUCGUAGGACAACACGUAAUCGCAAAGCAGUAACUAGGUUUCAACCACAGUAAGACAUUUUGAAGAGGGAAGGUGUUACGAUAUAAAAUCAAUGAUCGUAACGAGAUGGCAUCACUAAUGUGAUCAGCUGUCUUAUGCGAGGAAAUAGUAAA
Messenger RNA from Teleopsis dalmanni, 1169 nucleotides. RefSeq lists its product as uncharacterized. Lineage: Eukaryota; Metazoa; Arthropoda; Insecta; Diptera; Diopsidae. The coding region runs from base 372 to 1070 and encodes 232 amino acids. Gene Ontology annotation, molecular function: nucleic acid binding. The record is from RefSeq and is a predicted model, not a curated record. The transcript has 2 exons.